AUGGCCAGGCACGCGGUCAGGAUCGAAGUGGGAUACACCGCAAUAUCCUGGCACAGGAUACAUGUGCGUAGUUCGUAUAUUGUUAUUGUUUUCGAGUUCCAUCCGGUUUGGCCUCAGCUGACUGACAGCCAGCGGCCGACGGCUACAAAAACAUUCCAACCUCCAGUCAAAGGCGACGAUGAUGAGGACAAAAAGUCGGACUGCCGGGCAUCCCUGCAUAAAGCUGAUGUGAAGUACACAGAGCUCCUGAAGGAGAUAAAUACAACCUAUCAUACAAGACCCCAUAACUCAGCAAACAAUUCAGAGUUUGAGAAAUAUUUCCAAACAGUUUUAACAGGAUUAAACUUAAGCGUUUAUGAGAUUGGUGCCAAAAUUGAUAUAUACACAGAUUUCACUGUUUACAAUCAAGUGCGAUUAGAACUUGAAAGGGAAAUGUUUAAAAAAGUACAAGUUGCGGAAAAACUACUUAAACUUGGAAACCUUUUACCAAAGUGUCACAGCUUCUUUACGAAUCAGCAGGUACAACUCAAAGCGAGCUUAGGACAAUCGAACCUUAUGAAAUUGGAAAUGUUAAAUGAUCCCAGUCAUGAGUGUGAAAAUGUUGAACUAGAUAAAAUUUUUAUCCAAAGUACACCAAAUACUACAGCUAAACCCAUAAGCUAUUUGGUAGCGCUACAAGAUAUGCUGAAAAAAUAUAGCAAAAGACCAUGGAGAAAUAGAAAAUAUGUGGAAUUCGACGAACAAAUUUGGAAAGUGUUUAUGGCCACAAAUAGCGAAGACAAAAACCAACAAAAGAUGGCGCUAGAAACGUUCAAAGCAUAUGACACAGAACGGGCUAAAUUGGAUAAAGAUCUUUCAAAUCGAAUUGGAAAAUUUAAAAAACAAAUUGCAAACGAAAGCAAAUCUGAUUGCAAAUCCGACCUUCGAAACAUAAAUAAGCGACUAUCUCAAGCCAUGUUCCAGACCAUUGAGCAAAAACGUGCUGCGUUAGAAGCUGCAAAAUAUUCAAAAUCCUGCGACAAUAAUCAGCUGCUACUGAAGGUGGCGAUAACGGAGUUAUCGAUAAUUUUUAUUAUUGGAGAGAGCUGCCAACUUGCCUGCUUGCGGUUUAAAUGA
Drosophila eugracilis is the source of this 1116-nucleotide messenger RNA. RefSeq lists its product as uncharacterized. The transcript is spliced from 4 exons. The record is from RefSeq and is a predicted model, not a curated record. Bases 1 to 1116 code for a protein of 371 amino acids. NCBI's taxonomy places the organism in Eukaryota, Metazoa, Arthropoda, Insecta, Diptera, Drosophilidae.